Messenger RNA from Boleophthalmus pectinirostris (great blue-spotted mudskipper), 2911 nucleotides. RefSeq names its product SPARC (osteonectin), cwcv and kazal like domains proteoglycan 2 (gene spock2). Bases 40 to 1290 code for a protein of 416 amino acids. Gene Ontology annotation, molecular function: calcium ion binding; protein binding. The transcript is spliced from 10 exons. Lineage: Eukaryota; Metazoa; Chordata; Actinopteri; Gobiiformes; Gobiidae. The record is from RefSeq and is a predicted model, not a curated record.
CGACAGCCCGAGCGUUCACAAGUGUUUUUGACCGCGGCCAUGGUGGAAAUGACGGAUAUCGUGUGCCUUCUCGUCCCGCUGGUGAUGCUGGUGGGCUCCAGCCACCAGACCGAUGCGAAGAGCGUCAAAGAAGCGGAUAAGACGGGGAAUUUCAUGGAAGACGAGCAGUGGCUGUCCACCAUUUCACAGUACAGCCGCAAGAUCAAGCACUGGAAUCGCUUCAGAGACGAUGAUUAUGUGCGUACCUGGGAUGAAAACCAAGGCUCCAGUGACAAUGUAGACACAACCAAGGACCCCUGUCAGAAGGUUAAGUGCAGCCGGCACAAGGUGUGUAUCGCCCAGGGCUACCAGAGAGCUGUGUGCGUCAACCGCAAGAAGCUGGAGCAUAGACUGAAGCAGCCUGCUCUCCGCUCUCCUGACGGAAGCUGUCAGCCCUGCCCCAUCUCCUCCACUGGGCCUGUGUGUGGCUCUGAUGGACACAACUACGCUUCUAAGUGCAAGUUGGAGCAGCAGGCUUGUCUUACAGGGAAGGAGCUGACGAUGAGAUGCUCCGGUCUGUGUCCUUGUCCCACCGCCGCUCCCGCCACCAAGGACACCAAACGCGAGAGCUGCACCGGGCAGGAUCUGGCUGAUCUGGGCGAGCGUCUAAGGGACUGGUUCCAGCUUCUGCAGAGCAACGCCAAACAGAACAACAACAGCAAGAGUGGAGCCAAGAGCAGCUCACAGAACUCGGCAUCAGUGCUGGACAGGAGCCUGGGGGCCAGCUGUAAGGACUCCAUAGGCUGGAUGUUCUCCAGACUGGACACUAAUGGAGACCUGUACCUGGACCAGGCCGAGCUGGCUGCCAUCAACCUGGACAAAUAUGAGAGCUGCAUCCGGCCUUUCUUCAACUCCUGCGACUCCUACAAGGACGGGAAGGUGUCCACAGCCGAGUGGUGCCUCUGCUUCUGGAGAGAGAAGCCUCCGUGCCUGGCUGAAUUGGAGAGAAUCCAAGUGCUGGACGGAGGCAAGAGGAAGUUGGGUCGAUUCAUCCCGAGCUGUGAUGAGGACGGAUACUACAGGAAGCAGCAGUGUGACCGGGGGGAGUGCUGGUGCGUGGAUCAGGAGGGGGGAGAGGUGGCGGGCUCCAGGAUCCGUGGCAAGCCUGAUUGUAAUGAUGAAAUGACAUAUUCGGGCGAUUUUGGCAGCGGGGUCGGAUGGGAGGAUGAAGAGGAGAAGGAAACCGCGGAGGAAGCCGAGGAAGAAGAGGGGGAGGCGGGAGAGGCGGACGACGGAGGGUAUAUCUGGUAGGGCUGGGAAUGUGUAUCCAAAAUAUCGACAUUAGGAGCGUCACUACUGUUCCAGACAACACGAAAAUCUCAGAUAAAAAGAGGCCGAAAGUGGUGCACGAGUAAGGAGGCUGUAUUGUAACGUACUGGGGGUGUUUAAUGUAAAAGAAUGUUAAAACGGGGGUAUAUUUGGGAAAAGGGGUUAAAAAAAUCACUGUAGACAUUGCCGGCUCUGCAUUGAAGAGUUGUGUCUCUCAUACUUGUGAAUAUUUGUUCUAUUCUGUAUGUCUUAACUGAUCUUAAAGCCGUUUUAGCUGACGCAGGUGCUCGCAAAACAUAUGGGUGCAUUUUAUCUGUCUGAAUUGUUAAUGUUCGAGUUUGCCUUUCAAAUGAGUGGUUCUCAAAUUUGCCCCCAAAAAUGUUAUUGUAAUGUAUAUUAUAUGAUUAUUAUGCUGUCAUGAAUGGUCACAAGAAUGUAGCUGUUUUGUAAACGCCAGUGUUUUUUGCAGAUAGCCUGGAUAGCCAUCUAGACUUCUCUUUGUAUUCUAUAUAGAGUUAGUUAGUCUUGUGCUGCUUUGAUUGAAUGCUGUUUUAAAGUGGUACUAAACACCCAAUUUCAAAUAAAGCUGGUAACUCGGGCAGUACCUAAAGGGCGAAAUAGUGAUGGGAGAAGAGGGGCAAGGUCUAGAGGUUUAAGGAACAGUGUGAUUGGUCUAAGAGGUACUUGCAUUACAAACUAAGCCCCUGCAGCAAUGAGAUGUUUUUGCCUAGAAAGCUGCAAAUUUACCAAAAAGAACUAGGAACAGUACACAAAACUAAGUUAAGUAGCAAAAAACAUGCAUUGGGUAAACCACUCAGAGUAGUAUGACGUAUUUACCUGUUUAUUUUCCUCCCUAUGAGUGGAGACAGCUGGUACAUUAGCCUAAAUAGCAUUGCAGCCUUUUUAGAACUCGCAGAUAAUGUGGUAUUGUGAAGUAACAAAAGACAGAUCUAAUGCGGCUGACAUUUUUUAUUUGAAUGGUGGCAAGAAUACAUCGGAUGAGAUCAAACCUGACCUGGAACUGUCCCAGACUCACUUUCUCUAUACAGAAUACAUCAUGGACAAAGUCAGAUGACCAUCCAGGCAACCCAAAUAUGAGACGAGGUUCAAAACUGGGCCAUAUAGCUUUAGUAUUGUGAUAGAAUAUUCCUGAAGCCUACAUGUUGCUUCCUUUCCUUCAGGAGCAUUGCUUUUAUACCAGAUGCCCUCUCUCAAAACUACUCAAUUUAACCAGGCAUUGGACCAGCACAAUUAGCGAAUGCGAUGCCUCAACACACCAAGAUGUACGAUCGCAACAACACUGGCGUUUUCACAUUUAAGUCCUUGAAAUGUUUGGGAACCACUGCAUGCGAAAAAACUGUUAUGUUUUUGACAAAUUGCUAAAAUAUGAUAUUAGAUCGUUUUUAAAAAAGCACCCUUUGAAGACAUCAUUUCCAUCGGCUUGGGCUCUCGUGUGUGCAGUCUUGCUGUCUCAUCUGUCACACCUCACUCUUAGCUUGUAUAUACUGUAUCCUCCAAAACAGCUCACAUCCUAGUCUUGUUACACUAGGAGAGAUUAGCAAAAACGCGCGGUUCGGUUGACAACUGUACAUCGUGUCAUAUU